AUAAAAGGGAAAGAAAGGUCCUACAGAACAACACUCAGAGAGAGAGGGACAUAAAGAGCACAUCCACGGCUGAAAGGUUGUCUUACUAUGGAUCAUCAGAGCCUCUUUAGGAUUUUUGAAUCUACUUUGCCUCUACAUACAGAAACGAUGAGAAUACAUGUCAGAUUGAGAGAUGAAGAGGACGAGGAAGAUGAAGAAUGCAAAGAUGAAGAGGACGAGGAAGAUGAAGAAUGCAAAGGUUCUGCUGCUAUGGACAGUGAGGAUUUCGACAUCGUGGAGGUGGCUGGCCUGGGCAGACCAUUCCAGCUCGGCAUGGCUUAUGAUUAUAGAAAGCACAAACUCCUACCAGGGCUGACCUUGUGGGAUUAUGAAGGACUUCAGGCUAAAAUUUGUGUCAGUGACCAAUAUGACACCAAAUUCGACCUCUUGUCCUCAGACAGCAGUGACGAUAAGACGUCUACAACGAAGAUAAGUGCCUACCUGAAAAUCGCUGCACUGUGCAGAAUAGUGGACGUUAGUGGGUCAUGUACAUAUUUUACAGAUGAGAAAAAGUCUGAAAAGAAGGCAAAGCUCACGUUAUCAUACCACGCCACCACAAAAUUCAAGCAACUGUCCAUGGACCACCUGACUCAGAUAUCUUACUUGAGUGAGCUGAAAGGAACCGGAGCAACACACAUAGUUGUAGCCAUCCUAUAUGGCGCCGAUGCUUACUUUGUGUUCGAAAGAGAAUUGGAUUCACACAAAAACAAGUGGGAGCUGGAGGGAGAGCUAAAACUCACCAUCCAAAAGCUUUCAUUUUUAGCGACAGGUGAACUUGGAGGUUCAGGGGAAAGGAAGGACAGUGAAAAGCACGAGUUUGAAAAAACAAGCUGCACUUUCCAUGGGGAUUUUAAGUUAGAAUCUAAUCCAUGCACCCUUCAAGACGCAUUACAGGUGUACACAAAACUUCCAUACAUGCUCGGAGAGAAAGGAGAACAUGCAGUUCCGCUCCAGGUAUGGCUCUAUCCUCUCUCCAAACUACCCAAGUCAAGACUGGAAGAAUCAGACUGUAUCGUCAGGGAAAUAAGUGACACGCUUAACACACGCAUGUCACACGCCAUCGAUCGUUUGAAUAUGAUAGAAGGGAAAGUUAAUGACCUCAUGAACAAUGAAGUCGCCAAAUCGCUUGCUUUAUUUCACAGCAAACUUCAGGAUCUGAAGCAGAAGUUCAGCCAACACAAGGCAGACUUCAUGACGAACCUUGCUCAUCUGCUGCCACUCAUUCGUGGGUAUGAUAAGGAAGAAAGUGACCUUGUUGAUCUCCUGCAAACUUAUGAGGAUUCCCUGUUUAACAGCCCUGCGAUGGACCGGUGGUUAGAGUACAGAAAGAUGGAAUCGGACGUGCUAGGAAGCUUCUUAAAGCAGCUGCGAGAGACCGGGGUCAACCUGGACGAAGAUCUUCACAUUCUCCUGUCAGACGCAGAAAUCGAAAAUGUGGUCAGUUUCACCUUCACAUCUCUGGAUCUGCCAGACGAAUUCCUGUCAGAUCUUGCGAAACCAGAUGAAGCUGAGAAAAAGACACCUGAUGAAAUUCCAACGUGGUUAACAAGAGGCAUCAUUAAGACAAUGAGGAAGAACCUGAGCUUGUUCAAAGACCUGAAGAGAUCCAACAACGAUAGACACACAACGUUCAACGUGUCCUCCCAGAACAACUUGGUCAUCAGCGAUAGAAGUGCAAGAUCAAGCCACCAUGAGAUCCACCCUGGAGCAUGCAUCAUGUUGUACGAAGGUGGGUCUGAUGAACCCAUCUGCUUUACCCCUCCAACUAAGCCCGUCUUCUCAGCCACUAUCGAUGUGUGCUCCCGCAGUAUAAUAGUGAAGUUGAACCCCAAAUGCAGAGCCACCGUGAAGCGUACGCUGGAAUACAAGCCAAGGACGAAGGAGGGGUGGAAAACUCUGGCUGUUCAAAGGGAUGAAGAGAAGCUGACAAAUCUGGAGUCUGGCAGCGAGUAUGAGAUCAGAUGCACUGCAGUGGGCAAACUGGAAGAGUUACCAGUCACCAGUGACAUCAUCAGCGUUCGCCCCUCAGACACCCUUGAAGGGACUGAAUAAAGAAUACCGAAAAAGGAACCGCCCAACAGAGCAGGCUACAGUACGUAGACAUUAUUAGAUGCAAGACCACGGGUUCCCAAUCCUGGUCCUGAAGUACCUCCUACCCUGAACAUUUUAGUGAUUGCCCUCCUAUCAACACAUACACAAUGUCUUGUUAAUGAGUUGAUUACUUGGAUCAGGUAUUGGGAGCAGAAAAACACUGAAAUGUGCAGGGCAGGGGGUUCUCCAGGACCAGGGUCGUGAUGCACAGGACCAUAGACUAUAGCUAGAUGCCUGCCUAUAUACCUAGAUGCUAUAUAGCAUACCUCUGCUCCUCUGUCACGUAAGCCUGCCAACGUCCCACACAUUUCAAUUUCAACCUGCUUUGGUCACAACACUGUCAAGCAGUAAUUAGGAAUGACUGGAUGAAUAGUAAUGAAAUGUAUCUCCAUCAAUGUACAUUUAUUGUUCUUCUUACUUUACAUAUUAUAUCUUAUUCCAGCUCAUCUCCAGAAAAUAUUGGCUGUCGUGUCUAACAAGAGUGUGCUGCAGACGUAGGCACCAGAGGUGUGGACUCAAGUCAUGUGACUUGGACUUGAGCCCGACUCGAGUCAUGAUUUUGCUGACCUUACUCUCGACUCGAGAACAUCGUGAAAGAUUUGCGACUCAACUUUGACCUGAAUGCCAAUAACUCAAGACUUCAACGUCAAGAUUCUGAAAGACUCAAGAGAGUGGAAGAAACACAGUCGGUUACUUUUUAUGUGAAUGGAUUUGUUUGCUACCGGAAACUGAAUAAACAGCAGCGUCGUCAGAUUUGCGUUACGUGCUUAUGCUCGGCUUAUUUAAUUUCGGAAGACAAGCGAAGCACUUUGAGUUCAAUCUCGCUUCCAUAAGCUGGAGAUGCAUCAAACGCAAGUCACGCAUCAACAGCACCACUAAACCCUCACUCAGCGCUUAAACUCCAGCCUUACAGGAACAUGAUAGCAAAACAAAAGAACUAAAGGAACACAUCUCUCUAUCUGCAGGUAAAAACAAGCCUAACGUUCACCACAAGGCUGAAGUUGAUUUCUUCUUCGCCAGCUUCAUGUUGGAAUUUGUCAUUCCACCUUAAAUGGCGCAGAUGGCGCCGGAACGGAAAAUUCAACUAAGAAGCAGCUGGUGAACAAGAGUCAACUUCAGACAUUCACCAUCAUUUUGCUGUCUCUUCUGUAAAUGUUGUUCAGCUCAGUCGUUUUGGCUUCCUUUGUCAUUUAAAUUCAACAGUGUUUUUAAAACUCUUUCCAUGUGUAGUGCACUACUCUGUGUAUAAGAGUCUGCCACGCACUCUUAAGAAGGAUGGUUCUUCAAAGGUUUUUGGUAAAGAAAAUAGGUCUAAAAAGAACCAUGAACACAUUAUUAAAGGGUUUUUUGCAUCAUGACAUGGUUCUUUAGAUCGAAGGAGAAUGUUCUGUAGAUUGAAAAGGGUUCUCCUAUUGCUUUACACUGUAAGAAUAGAAGAACCCUUUAGGUGCUAUAUAGAACCCUUUUCAAAAAGGUUCUAUGUAGAAUCAUCGAUAGCACAUUCUUAAGAACCUCUUUAUGAUGCAAAGAGUACUUUAACCAUGUAAAGGUGUCUUUGAGUGUUUUUAGAACUAUUUUCUAACCCUUGAAGAACCAUCCUUUUUACUAUGUACCAUGGAUUUUGUUGGAAGGAUAAAAAAUGAACUUAUGCUGCUAACAUGCCGUCGGUAAAAGGCUACAGUACUGUUACCGUUAUUCAGUGAUGUGGCCUUAAAUUAGCUGAAGAAUGCAGACUGACUUGUUUAGGACUUGAAGAUCAGGACCUGUACUGUACUGAUCACCUGUACUGACUCGGGACUUGAAUCGAGACUCGACUAUCUUGACUUGGGUCUUGACUCAGGACUUAAGUGUCAAGAUUUGACUUCCUUGAUUUCCCACCUCUGGUAGGCACUAAUAUACAUGUGUUCUGAUGUAGACAAAGUACUGCAAUGUUGUUUGCUUGACAUAUAUACUCACAUAUAUAUACAUACUCACUUUCGCUCCAUUAUUACAUUAUUUGUUUGUUCCAUGAUUUGCAUGUUGGAUCGAUUCAUAAGAAUGUACCAACUCAACGUACCUUAAUGUACCAAGUUAUAUCACAGAUCACAUCAUAUCAUUGUAUCUUGAGCAUGUACUGAAAUAAAUGUGCCAUACUAGACAUCA
Molecule: messenger RNA, 4272 nt
Organism: Pygocentrus nattereri (red-bellied piranha)
Lineage: Eukaryota; Metazoa; Chordata; Actinopteri; Characiformes; Serrasalmidae
Product: verrucotoxin subunit beta-like
Exons: 7
Coding region: 88-2091 (667 amino acids)
Molecular function (GO): protein binding
Source: RefSeq, a predicted model, not a curated record